ACCACUAACUAAGUAGCACCCGCAUCGCUGGCACCAGGCUGGGUCGGACCGACAGUUCCGAUCAUCAGAUCCAUCGCCCGCGUGCGUGCGUGCGUGGUGGUGCUGUGCUAUGCUCCAUGUCUCGACUCCAGUAUCCUGGGUCGUGGUGUGGAUAUUACGUUUGUAGGGCCGUCUAAAUCAUGGAGCCCCAUGUGAUGGCCGCCCUCAACCUCAGCGCAAACCCCCUUCAUCAACAGCAACAACAUUUUCAACACCCUCAGCGCGACGCUCAUGAUAUCCACGACUACAGCAGCGAUUCGAUUCCGCUUGCUCGAUACCCCGGCACACUGCCUCGCCAUGAUCUCGACUUGGACAUGCCACAGGGUGCCGAGCACGCCUCGUCAAGGCUGCCUACCCCUGAAGCAAAGCACAAGAGAGCGCCCCGAGCUUGUGAAGCUUGUCGUGCAUCAAGAAUGAAGUGUGGUCCUCCGGGGCAGAUACCAUGUGCAUCUUGCAUGCACAAUGACAGAGAAUGCAUCUUUCUCGCAAAGGGACAGCAUAGCAACGCCAGGAACGAGCGCCAUCCUCGACCUCGUGACCGCGCAACCAAGCCUGGCAACAAGCGCAAUACCGCCCAGCGACGCCGGUCCAACUGGGAGUACGACCAAGCUGUAAACACUUGGCUCAGCGCAGACGACAUCUGGCAGUUGCUGCCGCCCGUGGAGGACAUGGUUGAUGCCAUCCACAAAUUCACAACUCAUUAUUUCCAGCUCGGAUUCACCCACAAGGACCAGUAUCCGCGAAGCAUCGGCAAGCAGCGAGGCCCAGAGCAUCUUUUUCUCCUACUCAGCAUCCUCAGCGUUUCGGCGCGGCUGAGUCCGGCACUGACCAGGCGCUAUGGGACCGGAGACGGUGCCGUGGAGUUCUUCAAAGAGAAGGCGGCCAAGAUGGCGGAUGCGAGGUACAAGCACAAUAGCUUGGAGGAUUGCCAGGCUUUCUACCUCCUGAGCAUCGCCCAGCAUGGCGAUGGCGAACAAAACGACAGCCAUCGCAAUUUGGGCCUCGCCAUUCACAAGGCCACAGGCUUACGUCUUCAUCGAGAAGAGCAUCUGAGUUUACCUCCCGACGCCGCGCCAAGUGAUGUUAUGCGCAAGGAAUCAGCUCGACGGACCUUUUGGAUGCUGCACAGCCAAGACAGCCUUCAUUCCGGCCAAGAUUCGCCCAAAUCAUUCUGCGAGAUCGACAUUACGGCACUGCUGCCUGGCGACGAGGCGUCCUUCUUGGCGGGAAAGAUUCCCGAAACUCGCGCCGCGCUUCAGGAUACAGUCCCGGGCUGUAACAAGUCGCUCGUGAACAAUCCCAAUCGAUCGCUCUUCGCAACGCAGAUCCAAGUCUACCAUUGGUGGGGCAAGGUCAGGCGAAGGGCGACAACAUACUCCCUGGCAUCGGCGUCAGAGGGCGAGACUGCCAAGAUGAUAAGCCAGCUGGCGGACUGGGAACUACGUCUCCCACCUCAGCACAAAUGGGACGCGCAGAUCUACCGUCAGAUGAAGGCAGAGAGGUUGGAUCUUGCAUAUAUUGGCGUGACCAUGAUGGUCCGCGUCUGCAAUAUCGUUAUUCGAAGAUCGUUUCUUCAAAGCGUGGUCCACCAUUAUACUCCGCAGUCGCAGGCUGUCCAGGUCUACUGUCAAACGCGUGUGGACGAGCUCUUUGACAAUGUGUUUGACCUCUACGGUCAGGUCGAGGCCCUGUUUACUGGCCGUCGAGCCGACGAGAAGGUUGGCCACCACAUGGCCGGCUUUUGCGUGUAUCUAUGUGGCCUGCACAUAGCCUACAUAUGCAAGUACCAUCAGCUCUACUCGGACCGCGCAGCCGUCGGACGCGCACCCUUGAUGCUGGCGUACACUCGGUCCAUCUUGCAGGAGUGCGAGCCCAUCUGGCCGUUUGCAAAACAGUGGGCAGCCUCCCUCGACGCCGCUGCUCAAGACCCGUCAGCCGCAGAAGGUCAUCCCAUAGCCAAGGAGAUUAAACCCGAGCCGUGCGUCCCGGGCAGCGAGGCCGCCAUGUCGACCACCGAGAGCACAGCCCCCCUGGUAUCUCAACCCUCCCAACUCCAGGCAUCGCAAGAAGACGUCGCCUCGUCCUUCUCCGGCUCUACAGCAGGCUACUCGCCAUUCUUCAACGCGGGACCGCUGGUCACCUAUCCUCCAGGUACCUUUCCGCUGCAGCACGACCCGGGUGUUCUGCAGCCGUACUUCGCACCCCAGUCGCCACAGGAGCAGCAGCAGCAGCAGCAGCAGCAGCAGCACAAUGGCCUCAACAUGCUCGCACAGGCUUCACAAUCACCAACACAAGGCCACCCUGUCCGUCCGCAGCAGCAGCAGCAGCAGCCGCCGCCGCGGUCACCGUUCGUAAUGGCACCACAAACACACUUUCACGAUUACGUGCCUCCCUACGACAUGGCCACGGCGUCCGCCGUAGCUGCUGCCACGGGUGAAGUGCCGUAUUUCCCGGAGCAUCAACAUCAACAACAGCAUGCCCACACGGCAUAUCAUCAGCUGGAGCCCGUUUCAGAUGGCUUUGACCAGCAGCUGGCGUCCUAUAUCAAGGGCAUGUCCACCGACUGGACUGACGCACAGCACCCGCUCUCUGUAUGGGUCAAUUCUCAACAAUAGUACGACUACUCCCAUUCAUCUUAUCAGGCUGCUGCUCGGGAAAAAAGGAGAAAAAUCUUGCCACAUAGCGAGGCGUAGCGUAUUGAAUGGUUUCUUGAACA
Emericellopsis atlantica is the source of this 2755-nucleotide messenger RNA. RefSeq lists its product as uncharacterized. The coding region runs from base 180 to 2654 and encodes 824 amino acids. Gene Ontology annotation, molecular function: DNA-binding transcription factor activity, RNA polymerase II-specific; zinc ion binding; DNA binding. The record is from RefSeq and is a predicted model, not a curated record. Gene Ontology annotation, biological process: regulation of DNA-templated transcription; DNA-templated transcription. NCBI's taxonomy places the organism in Eukaryota, Fungi, Ascomycota, Sordariomycetes, Hypocreales, Bionectriaceae. The transcript is spliced from 8 exons. Gene Ontology annotation, cellular component: nucleus.